CUUCCGGUUUGAAAUCUUUUAGAUGGUGGCGUUUUACCUUUCUACGUAUACCCCUCCCUCCAACGUCUUCGCUUCUAAUCAUGUUUUAUCCACAACUUUAUUCUCCUUCUAUUCGUAUAUCAUGUCAAGUUUUUCUGGGCUUCUUUUGGGGGGCGCUCAAAAGCAAAUGUUUUGAAUUGUUUGCUCUUUUCAUUUUCAUUUCCCUUUUCCCUUUUCCUUUUCUUUCUUGGGCCUGUACUACUAUUCUGCAUUUGUCUAUUGUUGUUUUUUGGGGAAACUUUGGCUUUUCCGGGAAAACACAAAAGUUUCUUGUCUGUUUUUUUCCUCUUUCGGUUGGGGUGGGGUGGGAGGUUUUUGUUUUAACAUUUUUUUCUUUUUGGGUCUGUGUCUGUGUGUGGUGGUGUGCAUUCGAUGAAUGGGGGACGGGGUGGUUUUAUCAAAUCUUCCCUUGCCUGUUUUGUUUUCUCUUUUGCAUGCUGGGUGCGGUGGAUCGUUGGUUGGCUGUUUGUCUUUUUUGUCCUUUUUUUUUUGUUGGUUGUUUCUUUUCUGUUGGUUGUUUCUUUUCUGUUGGUUGUUUCUUUUCUGUUGGUUGUUUCUUUUCUGUUGGUUGUUUCUUUUCUGUUGGUUGUUUCUUUUCUGUUCUUGUUCGAAGAUACCCUUUUCUCUUUUCUCUUUUUCUUUUCUCUUUCUUGAUGUUUUCUUCUUCUUUCUGCACCUUUCUUUCUUCCUCGUCACGUUUUUAAUCAGCUGUAAUUAUGUCUCCCCUUCUUGUUUUCUCCCCCCUCCUCCUCUCUGUCUGGUUUUGGGUUCGUGGUCUGGAUGGUUGGAUGGAUGGAAUUCGCGUGCGCACUCGCCGCUCAGUCUCAGUCGUUGGAUGGAUGGUAUAUGAAUGGGGCCGCCUUUCCGAAUUAUUUUUU
Messenger RNA from Tricharina praecox, 917 nucleotides. RefSeq lists its product as uncharacterized. The coding region runs from base 81 to 743 and encodes 220 amino acids. NCBI's taxonomy places the organism in Eukaryota, Fungi, Ascomycota, Pezizomycetes, Pezizales, Pyronemataceae. The transcript has a single exon. The record is from RefSeq and is a predicted model, not a curated record.